CCCCCCACCCUCCGCCCUGCUCCUCUGUACCUUGAGCCCGGCUCGUAAUGGACAACUCGAGACAACUCGAGCGCAGAGGUGCCGGGGUGGGGGCCCUGGUGAGGGCGCCCCGUGGGGAGUCCAGAGACCCGCCAUGGCAAUGCGGAAUGUCCACCAGCCGGCGCUCGGUAUCUUUUCAUCAGCGCCGUCACGUGAAGCGUGCGUACCCAAGGUGGCGUCUGCAUUGAGCCGCAAUGGGCCGCUUGCCCUCCACGCGACUUUCUCCCCUCUCCCCUUCCCACCUCGAGAGGUGCCGUCUCGCGGAACCUCGGGGCCCACUCGUUGGCGAAGGCGCCCGCGUAAAUCCCCGGGGCAAGCUUCAGGAAUGCGGCGUGCAAUGAUUUACCCCGGGAUUAGCGUCGGAGCCGCCGCGCUGCGCCGCCUUCCCAAGCGAUUCAUCAAUUAUUGACUGGGCGAAUCGGCGAGCCGUGUUCGUACGAGUGUUGCGGCGCUACGGAGCAUUAAUUAUUGACGCGGCGCAGGAUGACCGCAGAAGAGACGGGGCCAAUGUCGGGGUGCGACGCGGUGAGCUCGGCCCCAAACGGCCCAGCCCUGACCACCCUCAUGGAGCGGACGGGGUACAGUAUGGUACAGGAGAACGGCCAGAGGAAGUUUGGGGGGCCCCCUCCUGGCUGGCAGGGCCCCCCACCGCAGCGCGGCUGCGAGAUCUUCAUUGGGAAGCUGCCACGGGAUCUGUUCGAGGACGAGCUGGUGCCGGUGCUUGAGGGGGUCGGACGACUCUACGAGAUGCGGCUCAUGAUGGACUUCGACGGCAAGAACCGCGGAUACGCGUUCGCCACGUUCUGCACCAAGCAGGAGGCGCGCCGCGCCGUGCGGGAGCUCAACAACUACGAGGUGCGGCCCGGCCGCCUGCUCGGCAUCUGCAGCAGCGUGGACAACUGCCGCCUGUUCGUGGGCGGUAUCGCCAAGACCAAGAAGAAGGAGGAGAUCGUGGAGGAGGUGUCCAAGGUGACGGAGGGCGUGGUGGACGUCAUCGUCUACCCCAGCGCCACCGACAAGAUGAAGAACCGCGGCUUCGCGUUCGUGGAGUACGAGACGCACCGCGCCGCCGCCAUGGCGCGACGGAAGCUCAUGUCGGGCCGCGUGCAGCUGUGGGGCCACCCCAUCGCCGUGGACUGGGCUGAGCCCGAGCUGGACGUGGACGACGACGUCAUGGAGACCGUCAAGAUCCUCUACGUGCGCAACCUCAUGAUGGACACGUCGGAGGAGGCGAUCCGCGCCGCCUUCGAGCAGUUCCGCGCGGGCAGCGUGGAGCGCGUCAAGAAGAUCCGCGACUAUGCCUUCGUGCACUUCUCCUCGCGCGACGACGCACUGGAAGCCAUGCGCCGCCUGGACGGCGCCUCGCUGGAGGGCGCCACCAUGGAGGUCACGCUCGCCAAGCCCGUCGACAAGGAGCAGUACCAGCGCUACCAGAAGGCCAGCAAGGGAGCGCCCGUGCCGGGCGGCGGCAGCGGCGUCGGCGCCGGCGCCGGGGUGGCCGCGGCCGCGUCGGCGGCGGCGGCGGUCGUGCCGGAGGCGCUGCAACCGAACUACAUCUACCCGUACGACACGGCCGGGAGCCUGGCGUACUUCAGCUACGGCAUGUACAACGCCACGGCCGUCGGGCCCAACCGGGACUACUUCCUCAAAGGAACUCACCGGGGCGGGCGAUCGCGUGGCACGUCCGUGCUCUCCGGCCGCACCCCGGGCCCCCGGGGCUCCUACCUUGGUGGCUACAGCGCAGGCCGCGGCAUCUACAGCCGCUACCACGAGGGCAAGGCGGCCGCCAGGCCGGGGCCCGACGGGUGGCCGGGACCCGAAGGGGCCCUCGGGGCCGCCUCCGGGAUGGAGCUUGCCGUGGCGGCCGCGGCGGCGGCGGCCGGGGGGCUCAACCCCCUCGGGCUGAAGCAGCACAAUGCAGUGACCCUGCCUGGCCUGGGGCACCGGUACUCGGUGCUCCCCGCGGGAGGGCCCCCCCAGAAACUCGGGGACGAGUUCCGUGCGGCGGGGGUGGGGGGCACCCCCGAGCAGCUGCUAACGGCGCUGGGGAUCGCGCCCGACCUGGGGGGGCACGCGGGGAGCCUGCAGGGCCUCGCCUCCCCCACCUUCCAGGGCCGCACGCUGACGCCCGUGUACGCCGUGGCCCCGCCGGGGCUGCCCCGCAUGGCGGCGCCCGGCCUCUACGGCCCCAGCUACAUCAGCGUGGCCGCGGGCCUCCCCGCGGGCCUCCAGGCCGGGCUGCCCAUGGCCACGGGGCUGACGAUGCACAAGCACCCGGCGCUGCAGCAGAUGGCGUACCCCUACGGCGGCUUCCUGCCGGGCCACCUGGCCACCGCCAUGCCGCUGCCCCUGCAGGACGUGUACCACCAGCCGUACUGACGCGAGAGGCCGACACGCCGGUGGGGCGGCACGGAUUUGUGAAGGGUGGCACGCGCCCCAGGCGUCGCGUCCCGCACAGACACGGGACGCACCAGGGCUACGUGUACACGCAUUCCUGCGCACACACACAUACGCAUAUAGCUGCACUAAUACACAACCGUGCACACAUAAAGAUGCCCCAUACAGCCUUAAUAAACUGUUGGGGCAAGCGCGAUUAGCGAGCACCUAUGAAGCCCGGCACGGCACGAGGGGGUGGGUGGCCAGCACCAUCACUUUGUCUCCCCAGUGCUGAGGUUUACACAGCGCAACAGCUACCCAUUUAAGUCGACCUAGCAGAUGCCAAGAACCGGUUCAGAUAAUCAUCACUGGAGGUGGCCAUGAGCGGGAAUCGAACUUGGGUCGCUGGGUUCGUAGUGCAGUGCGCUAACCACUACACUACCGCUUCCCAAACACACACAGGCACAGACACACGUAUGCAGAGGCACACACAUGUAUCCGAACAUAUGUACACAUUAGAAAAGCCACGUUUGGCUACGUAUGGUGCAAAAUAAGUUCCACAUUCAUCCAUACACCAGCAUGGGGUCAUGGUACAAGAUGCUCUGCAGUACCAUCCAACACCACACCUCGGUACACAUAGCACUACACACACUACACUACUCACCGCAAAACACACAUCACAC
Messenger RNA from Petromyzon marinus (sea lamprey), 3098 nucleotides. The record is from RefSeq and is a predicted model, not a curated record. NCBI's taxonomy places the organism in Eukaryota, Metazoa, Chordata, Hyperoartia, Petromyzontiformes, Petromyzontidae.